UAUGAUGAGCCCUUGUACGUGAUCAGGAGGGUUUGUAAGUCUAUUGCGAGAAUAAUGGCUUUGGCGCUCGACUUGGAUGUGGAUUAUUUCAAUACACCGGAGAUGCUGGGAAAUCCAAUUGCAGAUAUGGUCUUGUUUCACUAUGAAGGGAAGUCUGAUCCCUCGAUAGGAAUAUAUGCAUGUGGAGCACAUUCUGAUUUCGGAAUGAUGUCUCUCUUAGCAACUGAUGGUGUAAUGGGACUUCAGAUUUGCAAGGAUAAAGACGUGAUGCCUCAAAAGUGGGAAUAUAUUCCAUCAAUUAAAGGGUCUACAUUACAUCGGGUACUUGGGAAUGGGCAAGACCGAUAUUCUAUUCCAUUCUUCCUGAAACCGAGUCAUGACUGUAUAAUAGAGUGUCUUCCUAACUGCCAGUCCGAAAACAACCUUCCCAAUUGUGUUUAAUGAAUAGAUAUAUAUCCAGCGAUCAAAUGUUCAACGUACAUCUCCCCACGUUACAAAGCAGCACAUGCACACCUAAAACAGACCUAGGUGAA
Messenger RNA from Arabidopsis lyrata subsp. lyrata, 533 nucleotides. Its product is annotated as 1-aminocyclopropane-1-carboxylate oxidase. NCBI's taxonomy places the organism in Eukaryota, Viridiplantae, Streptophyta, Magnoliopsida, Brassicales, Brassicaceae. The transcript has 6 exons. The coding region runs from base 55 to 441 and encodes 128 amino acids. The record is from RefSeq and is a predicted model, not a curated record.